Messenger RNA from Closterium sp. Naga37s-1, 270 nucleotides. The record is from the annotation of a GenBank genome assembly. Lineage: Eukaryota; Viridiplantae; Streptophyta; Zygnematophyceae; Desmidiales; Closteriaceae.
AUGGCAGUGGAAAGUACGUGCGGCAGUAGGGGCUGCAGGACAGGCGGCUGCGGGAUCGUUGCGGGGCGCGCUGCCUGCGGGGUGCGCUACCCGCGUGGCGCGCUGCCCGCGGGGCGCGCUACCCGUAGAGCGCGCUACAUGCGGGGCACUAUUCCUGCGGGGCGCGCUACCUGCGGGGCGCGAUACCCGCGGGGUGCGAUACCUGCGGGGCGCGCUACUCGUGGGGCGCACGGCCUACAGGGCGCACUGCCCGUGGGGCGCGCUGCCUAA